AUUAGGCAUACCCAUUUCUUGCAUAAUGCUUCUUUUGUACAUGCUAAAAGAAGUAGAAAUUGAAAACGUUUUGGUAGACCUUAUUAAAUAGUGAAAGAAGGUAUAGAUUGAUGGUAUUAGCAUGCUGACUGUGAUAUGAUUGGUCCAUGUCCUUACUAGUGUUUGUUUUUGGACAAAUAGCAAACUACCGAGCUGUUAGAUGCCUGGCAUUGACCUCGUUUAACCCGGAAAGAAGCUCUAUUCUUUUGCAACAUUUCAUGGAGACUGGCCAAGUUCUCUCUCCUAAACAGGUCUCUUCACAGGAGCAUGUUUUACCCAUGCAGCUCACUCCAUGGAGCACAAAGAAGGCUACUUCCUUGGAUAAGAAAGUACGUUUAGGCAUGAGGAAUUCUUCAUUUGAUAACAUGGAAAUUAAGGAGCAUCUGCUUUCUGCAGCAUCUUACUACACAAAAUUAAAGCCAAGUACUUACUAGUGGAAAGGAAAGGAAUGAUCAAUGUUAUUGUGCAUAAAGAUACAAAUGCUGUCGAUGUCCUGAGGUCAUUUGUCCAUGCUCUUGUCCUGGCAAAUAAUGUUCACAAAAUCAAAUCUUUGCAUUCAGAAGGCCAAAUGUGGAUGGAAAAUCAGUAUGAAGUGUUUAUUCAGAAGCUCAAGUCAUUAGGCUGGAAAACAGAACGUCUUCUAUCACCUAUAAUAUGGAGAGCACACUGGAUCUAUGAACCGUUGGAAGAAAAAACUGAUUAGAUUCAUCUACAGUUUUGAUACAUUAAUGUUCUAGAUUGAUUUAAUUUUUGUUUAAUGAGAUUUUAUGACAUUAAAUGCUGAUGUUGACAUUUGAAAAAAAGUUUUUUAUUCAAAAAUAAGAGAAGGUGAAAGGGAGAAAACAUGAAGCAGGGGGAGGAGGAAGGAGCUUGUAGUGACAGGUAGGAUUUUUAAGAAUAUUAGUCAAUUAUAGAAUGACACAUAAGAUAUUGGGCAGCUGAGAAUUCUAGCUAACAUAUAUAUAGUUACCAUUUUAAAUCUGUUGCUUAUCGAAAAAAAAAAAACAUUUUAAAUCUGUUAUGUUCUAAUUCAAAUCUGUAACUAAUAAUCUACAUAAGAGACUUUGAUUUUGAUCCUGAAAGAUAGGACUCCUGCUUAAUCUGUUUUUUCUUGGACUAUUUCGCCACCGCUAAUAUUCUCCACUAUAAAACGUAUAUGAGUGAAAAGUAUGAUUAGUUGGGUUCUCACUACUAAGUCAAAGAGAAUAAAAUGGAAACAAUUGAAGUCAUAAGAUAAAAAAACAUUCAGGGCUGGUUCUCGUGACACAUAAAAUUGAACUUGUGUUUUGUUUUUCACCAAGUCAGUUCUUUUGAUAACCACGCUUGUUUUAUUCACAUUGAAAGAAAAAAUGGGAAAAGGUGAUGAGGGACGUGCCAUAGGAAUCGACCUUGGCACCACCUACUCAUGUGUUGCAGUUUGGCGGGAGCAACAUGGAAGAGUAGACGUCAUUCAUAAUGAACAAGGAAACAAAAUUACUCCCUCCUAUGUUGCUUUCACAGAUGAUCACAGGUUGAUUGGUGAUGCUGCUAAAAAUCAAGCUGCUCUAAACCCUGAGAACACUAUCUUUGAUGUUAAGAGGUUAAUGGGUAGGAAUUAUAGUAAUCCCAUUAUAAAAAAUGAUAUGAAGUUAUGGCCAUUCAAGGUUACUGCGGGUGCUAAUGACAAACCCAUGAUUGUUGUUAAGUAUAAGGGUAAGCAGUUGCAUCUUUAUGCCGAGGAAAUAUCAUCCAUGGUUCUCUCAAAGAUGCUGGAGAUUGCAGAGGCAUAUCUGGAGUCAGCGGUUAAGAAUGCAGUUAUUACUGUGCCUGCGUAUUUUAGUGACUCUCAACGCAAAGCCACAAUAGAUGCUGGUGUCAUUGCUGGUCUCAAUGUUAUGCAGAUAAUCAAUGAGCACACUGCUGCAGCUAUUGCGUAUGGCCUUGACAAAAGAAGUACUAAUUGUAAGGAAAAGCGAAAUAUUUUCAUCUUUGACCUUGGUGGUGGUACUUUUGAUGUGUGUCUCCUUACAAUUCAAGGUAAGGAAUUCAAAGUUAAAGCCACGGCUGGAAAUACUCACCUAGGAGGAGAGGAUUUUGAUAACAGAAUGGUGAACUACUUUGUAGAGGAGUUCAGAAGGAAGAGCAAAUUGGAUAUUAGUGGAAAUCCUAAAGCCCUGAGGAGGUUGAGAAGUGCUUGCGAGAGGGCCAAAAGGGCACUCUCAUGGUCUUCAUGUACCACAGUUGAGGUAGAUGGUUUAUUUCAGAGCACUGACUUUUGUUCCUCCAUCACUCGUGCAAGGUUUGAGGAACUUAACAUGGACAUGUUUAGAGAAUGUAUAGAGACAGUGGAUAGGUGCCUCAAUGAUGCUAAGAUGGACAGGAGCAAAGUGCAUGAUGUUGUCCUUGUUGGUGGAUCGUCUAGGAUUCCAAAAGUGCAGGAGUUAUUGGAGGAAUUUUUCAAGGGGAAGAAUCUGUGCAAGAGUAUCAACCCUGAUGAGGCAGUUGCUUACGGUGCUGCUGUUCAGGCUGCUUUGCUGAGUGGAGGAGGCAUGAAGAAUGUUCCAAACUUGGUGGUGUCAGAAGUUACACCACUGUCUCUUGGUAUAUUUACAGUAGGAGGCAUCAUGAGUGUGGUGAUUCCUAGGAAUACUACCAUACCUGUGAAGAAGACAAAAGCUUACUGUACAAAUGAAGAUAACCAACCCAAUGUCUUGAUUGAUGUUUAUGAAGGUGAGAGAGCUAGAGCAAGUGAUAACAAUUUGUUGGGUUCUUUUACUAUUUCUGGCAUUCCUCCAGCACCUCGUGGGAGCCAGUCUCUUGAUGUAUCCUUUGCUAUUGAUGCAAAUGGCAUUCUAACUGUUUCUGCUGAGAUGAAAUCCGCUGGUAGUAAGAAUGACAAAAAGAGGCUGUCGACCAAAGAAAUUAAAAAAUUGAUUCGAGAAGCUGAGAAUUUCCGGGCUGAAGACGAGAAGUUCCUUAGGAAGGCCAAUUUAAUGAAUGCAUUGGAGGAUUACAUUUACAAGAUGAAAAAUGCUUUGAAGAAUGAUUGUUAUGUUAAUCCAAAGCUUUGCUCAGAAGAAAAGAAGAAGAUCAGUUCUGAAAUUACAAGGGCCACAAAUUUGCUUGAUGUUUGUAAUAAUCAGCCACAUGUGUUGGAGGAACUUGCGGAUUAUAUGAAGGAACUUGACAGCUUGUUUGAGUUGUUUCAACGCAUGCAUUGUAGGCAAGAUUGAGUUGUUCUUUUCAUUUUAUUAGAGUUUUGCUUGUACUGACUAGCCAUUUUGUCUUUCAUAGAAGAAAACCUUUAUUAUAAUAUAUAUUAUUAGGAAAUAGUUCAAGUUUAUGUCCUGAUUUGAUCAUCUAACUCAUGCUAGCUAAAAUUGUGU
Messenger RNA from Lotus japonicus, 3404 nucleotides. Its product is annotated as heat shock cognate 70 kDa protein-like. Gene Ontology annotation, cellular component: cytoplasm. Lineage: Eukaryota; Viridiplantae; Streptophyta; Magnoliopsida; Fabales; Fabaceae. The coding region runs from base 1389 to 3251 and encodes 620 amino acids. The transcript has 7 exons. The record is from RefSeq and is a predicted model, not a curated record. Gene Ontology annotation, molecular function: misfolded protein binding; ATP-dependent protein folding chaperone; ATP binding. Gene Ontology annotation, biological process: cellular response to unfolded protein; protein refolding.